CAUCAGUAUCAGUCACCCGAGAUCGUCCGAAAACGAGUCAGCUGUUAAACCGUGUCUGUAUUUGAACGUCCAACUUAAUUUCCCUGAAAUUAAGCUACUUUUACAACUUUCCAUCGUUUAAUCGCAUUAGUUAUUCGAAUUACGUUCGCGCAUCAUCCUAAGAAGUGUUAACUUGUACCGUUACCUCUAACAAUGAUGGGAAAUAGGGACAGUGAACAGUGCACUCUUCGGUGAGAGAAGUUGUCUGGUCUUCUCUAUAAUUCAUGGAUUUUGUGUACAAAUUUCACACGUAACCAUGCUUUCAGUUUAGUUUAAGGUCCAAAAAUGCUAAAUCAAGCCAUGGUUGAUGCAUUAUAUUCAGCUACUUAUGUUGAAGAUUACUUAGACUGCGUAGAGAAUCUUCCAGACGAUCUCCAGAGGUAUCUUACUCGCAUGCGAGAGCUGGAUGUAGUCUACCAAGAUGUGCUUCGAGAUGUGGAGCAGUUAUCAAGUUUUGACGCAAGCCAAAAAGAUUCAAGGAGACGAAACAUUUUGCGAGUACAAACUGCAUUGAUCCAAGCACAGGAACUUGGAGAUCAGAAACUCCAGCUAGUCCAGCAACUUCAAGAUCUUAUCGAAAACAAAUCAAGGCAACUCGAAAUAGAUUAUCACAAUUUAGGCUCUGAUUUUGGUAAAGAACAAGAAACCACUGAUAACCAUGUCAAAGAAAAAGAAAGCAGUCAGCAAACACCGGUAGUGCAACCAGUACAACAAAUUGACAAAAGCGGAGAGCGACAAAGUAAACGACCCCGAAGGCUCAGAACAGAAGUCGACACUAGUUAUCCAAUCGAGCCAAUCAGUGAACAAACAACACCUUUGCCGCGAGCAACUGCAACGGCAACCAAGAAAAAUCAAGCGACUGGGAAGAAGAAGAAGCGGAAAUCAAGACAGCAACGGGAAGAAACGCCUCCAAGGGAGGAUGAAAUACCCAUCGAUCCUGAUGAGCCAACAUAUUGCCUCUGUGAUCAAAUUUCUUAUGGAGAGAUGAUUCUAUGUGAUAAUGAUUUGUGUCCUAUUGAGUGGUUUCAUUUUUCAUGUGUUGCUUUAGCUACUAAACCAAAGGGCAAAUGGUUUUGCCCUAAGUGCCGUGGUGAUAGACCUAAUGUAAUGAAACCCAAAGCGCAGUUCCUUAAAGAAUUGGAGAGGUAUAAUAAAGAGAAAGAAGAAAAAGCCUAAGUACUGGUGCCAGUUCAAGCACAACAAUUUUUAAUUUUCUACUUUACAAUCACUAAUUCUUUUAUCUGUGCUAAACUUCUCAUCUUGAACUCAAUCAUGCCAGUAGUUUCAAGAAUUUUUUUCCAAUCUCCUGUGAAAUAGGUUUGUGUUUUCUUUCACGGUGUAAUGGUUAGGUUCAAGAACAAUAGGGCUGCAUUUUGCAACUAGGAACUACAAUAUCUGGCUCACCUGUAAAAGACGCAUGUGCUCAGGGAAACUAUUGGUACAUAUGUUGUUUCUAAACUCAGCUAGAUAUUGGAGUUCCUAAUUGCAGACUUUAGUCCAAAAGUGCUGUUGCACGCAAGAGUUACAGCCAUGUAAAGAGAACCUCUGCAGUAAAAUCUCACGAAAAUGUUGAUGGGCACAUCAAAAGUCUAAAUUUCACUCUGUAGCUUGCAGUGUGCAAAGCUCUUAACGCAUUUUCAAAUUUCUUACGUCCUUAGGCACUCUCUUUCCUAAUGUCCCAUCUAUCCUGUUAAAAAACGCAUGACCAUCAUAUCUGGAUAGUAUUUUGAGUGCAUUUAUAAAAUACAUCUGAUCAAUGGUAUUAUAUCCAAAAUCUGUUUUUUAGAGAAUUUCAGUCAUAAUUCAUUUUCCAUCUGAAAAACCAGUAAUUUCUUGAAAAUUAUCUUGAUUUUUUCUUCUCUGUCAGCUAAAUAUUCUUUAUAAACUUCAAGCUAUGAAAUCGGCUUAUUUCUCUUCAAAAAAGUAAAAUAGGAGGAAUCUCAAUACACCCUAAUGUGGUUUUGCUUUUUAGCCAUCAAAAUAUUUCCCUGUAUGGUGUGACAAUUGACAUAAAGAAUAUAUAAAGCACUUAACGGCUGAUUUCUAGAGCUACAUACCUGGAAUUAAUUUCUCAAAAUUUCUGUCCAUGCUUUAUUUGUCAUUAUAAGACAAAUCUAGAAAUUGACCUAAAAUUUUAAUAAUUUUUUUUUCUUCUCAUGUCUAACUUUCAAAAGUUUUAAACCUUAAUAAUUUAUCUUUCUUUUUUAAAGUAAACUAUAUUUGUGCUUGGAAAUUAUAAAAUUUUUCCAUAGGGAUAUUUGGUUUUGGAGUUCAGACGUUGAGUGCUGCUCAAGUGUCAGCCAAAUUAGGCAACUUAAUAUGGAUCGUGAAACUAGAGAGAACAGUUUUGCUGAUACAACCCUGUGAAUUACAUGUCAUAUUUCACUAUUAAACGAUAAUGUUGCAUCGUUCUUGCAGGAAUUUAAGGUGAAUUUUCCUUGUGUUUGGAAAAUUUUUCAUUCUAAAAUUUCGAGCCAAAUGUAUGAGUCAUCUUCUCCUGAAAAAUAGAAUUUCAGAAGUGCUGCAACAAAGAUUUGCAUUUUUUUCUUGUUUCAUUUUUGAUGUGUUAUUCUACUUUUCCUUAAGUUGCUUUUAAGAAUUAUUCAACAGCGCAUGGAGCAUUGAUUAACUUGGCAUUUUGCACAGUAAUUUUUUUAGUUUUAUGGAAAUGUACAUGGGUUAAUUUUUUAGCAUGAAAAAUAAUUGAGUGUAAUUUUCAAACAAAUGCGGCUCAAGUUGGUGCCAAAUUUCUAUCUUUAAGAAUACAUCUUGUUUGGGGAUAACAUUACCCCAUAGAGGGCAAGCACCUCUUGAUACCUCUACCUUUGAAUCUCCGAUCUUUUAAUGAUGCUGCAGUAAUAUGACUUUUCUUUGCCAAACGUUGAAUGUUAUUUCCUGAGGUUGUUAAAUAAUUUAAAUUAGAUUUCAUUUCAUCAUUUUUAGAGAAGAAAGUUUUUUUAAAAAUUGUUUAAAGAGACAGAUACUCUAACUAAAUUCCCACUUUUCUUUCUUUAUUAACACUGUCGAACUGUGCUGGCAAGGGUGGGAGCUGUAUUUAAAUUCACAUUUCUAAGUACGUUGGAUGUUAUUAUUUGAUAAAAAUCUGUAGAUUCAGUAAAUAAAUAAGUAUUUAUUCUUUA
Messenger RNA from Bemisia tabaci, 3179 nucleotides. RefSeq names its product inhibitor of growth protein 2. Gene Ontology annotation, cellular component: nucleus. Lineage: Eukaryota; Metazoa; Arthropoda; Insecta; Hemiptera; Aleyrodidae. Gene Ontology annotation, biological process: positive regulation of DNA-templated transcription. The record is from RefSeq and is a predicted model, not a curated record.